CCUGUAAAUAUCUUCUUUCCGCUUCUCAAUUUCAAUGUUAUGAUUAGAUAAAGACUAGAUUUGAUUAACAACUAACAUUUCAAUACUUUAAGAUCUAGAUUUAUAUUGAUGUUGACACCGUUCUGUCUACAUAUAUAAAAAAUCACAGAGCACUUGAUUGGUUAUAAGGUAACGAAAACUACAGGACAGUGAACAAAAUGAGAAUAAGUUCUAAAAGGUUCCAACAUCUCUGAAGAAUGGGUCCCCCAAGAUGAUUCUACAAAUUUGUUGUUGGAAAUGGGAUGCAUUUCAAGUAAAAAGCAGUCAGGAGAGCUAUCACCAAAUCCAACUAAACCGUCAAGAGUAGUUAUACAUGAAAAAGUCAUUGUUUCUAAUGAAAUAAUAGUCACUCGUGAAGUCCCUGCCACUGAAACUGGGGAAGUCACAGAGGAUAACUCACCAGAGACCAAAUCAGCAGAUGAAUUUCAGUCAAGCUCUAAGUCCAGCGAUGGUUCUGUGGACACGGUCCGGCAAAAGUGGGAGAGCAAAAUGAAAGACGCCCCUGAGAAAUCACCACCGCUCAAACCGAUCGACAGGAUACGCCAGGAAGCGCUAGAAGCACAUAACAAAUACAGACAGAUGCACGGUUCUCCGCCUCUGGAGCUCAGCUCGGAGCUGAACAGGAUGGCUCAACAGUGGGCGGAACACCUAGCAGUGACGACUUCAUUUGAACACAGCCCCAAGGAGAAAAGGGAGGGAACUGGAGAGAACCUGGCAGCACAUACAGAUAUUAUUACUGGUGAUCAGGUGACGGACAUGUGGUACAACGAAAUAGAGGAUUAUGAUUUUUCUCAGCCUGGAUUCAAACUUGGAACAGGUCACUUUACCCAGUUGAUUUGGCGGAACACAACGCACAUGGGCCUCGGCAUGUCCUCCCAGACUGCCAGAGACGGCAUGUACCGCUUCGUGGCUAACUAUAGGCCCUCGGGUAACUGGAAGGGCGAGUUCCAAGAAAAUGUGCUCCCCAGAAUCACUAAUCACUGAUUGCGGUUUAUAAACAAGACUACAGACGAAAACGCAUUACCUCAUUUUAAUCAAUGACAUAUUGUUUAAACUAGAGAUUUAAUUAGCACUUUACGUCUGCUCACACAUUUAGUUAUUAAAGUGUUGGAAUUCACAAUAUAUACUAGGUCUAAAAAGACGUAGGACAUGUUCACAUCAUAUAAUGUUCAUAUCAUGUUCAUAUCACGUUCAUAUCAUGUUCAUAUCAUGUUCAUAUCAUGUUCAUAUGUUAUUACCUUGUUCAUACCUUGUUCAUGUUCAUAUCAUGUUCAUAUCAUGUUCAUAUCAUGUUCAUAUGUUCUUAACUUGUUCUUACCUUGUUCAUACCUUGUUCAUAUCAUGUUAAUACCAUGUUCAUAUCAUGAUCAUAUCAUGCUCAUAUGUUCUUACCUUGUUCAUACCAUGUUCAUAUCAGGUUCAUAUCAUGUUCAUAUCAUGUUCAUAUUAUGUUCAUAUGUUCUUACCUUGAUUAUACCAUGCUCAUAUCCUAUAUUUCUAUGCAUGCUUUUAUGGUGUAUGUUACAAUCAUAUUGAAAAUGAAUUAUUAAAAUUAUGCCCAGUACUAAAAUAAUAAAA
This is a messenger RNA of Biomphalaria glabrata, 1617 nucleotides long. Its product is annotated as Golgi-associated plant pathogenesis-related protein 1-like. The transcript is spliced from 11 exons. Lineage: Eukaryota; Metazoa; Mollusca; Gastropoda; Planorbidae. Gene Ontology annotation, cellular component: extracellular region. The record is from RefSeq and is a predicted model, not a curated record. Bases 277 to 1023 code for a protein of 248 amino acids.